Molecule: messenger RNA, 1886 nt
Organism: Dunckerocampus dactyliophorus (ringed pipefish)
Lineage: Eukaryota; Metazoa; Chordata; Actinopteri; Syngnathiformes; Syngnathidae
Gene: cyth1b
Product: cytohesin 1b
Exons: 12
Coding region: 152-1420 (422 amino acids)
Biological process (GO): regulation of ARF protein signal transduction
Molecular function (GO): guanyl-nucleotide exchange factor activity
Source: RefSeq, a predicted model, not a curated record
UAAAAGAGCGAGAAGAAGAAGAUGCUCUUGUAAGGUAGAAGAGUCCAUCCCAAAGCUGUCAGCAGAUGGAUAUGAGACAAAUUCAUGAGCUGCUUUUUGUUGUCCUGACGGUGAUGUCAGCCUCGAACUCUUCUUAGGCAGCAACUGCGUGAUGGGGACCGUCAGUGAGCUGUGUGCUUCCAGCUUUCAGGCGUUUUUGUGUCCGACGGUGCGAGCUUUGGAGGCUGCUGCUCCUGCUACUAGUACAGUGCCUGAUGACCUCAGCCCAGAAGAGAGACAGGAGCUGGAGAGCAUCCGCCGCAGAAAACAGGAGCUACUGCAGGACAUACAAAGGCUGAAGGAUGAGAUAGCCGAAGUGACCAAUGAGAUUGAAAACCUGGGCCUGAGUGAAGAAAGGAAAACCAUGCAGAGGAACAAACAGAUGGCCAUAGGCCGAAAGAAGUUCAACAUGGACCCCAAAAAGGGGAUCCGAUUCCUGAUUGACAGCUCCCUGCUUAAAAAUACCAGCGAAGACAUCGCACGGUUCCUCUACAAGGGCGAGGGCCUGAACAAGACGGCCAUCGGCGAGUACCUGGGAGAGAGAGACGACUUCAACAUCGAGGUGCUGCACGCCUUCCUGCAGCUGCACGAGUUCACCGACUUGAACCUGGUCCAGGCGCUCAGGCAGUUCCUGUGGAGCUUCCGUCUGCCAGGCGAAGCCCAGAAGAUCGACCGCAUGAUGGAGGCGUUCGCCCAGCGCUACUGCCACUGCAACCCCGGAGUGUUCCAGAGCACCGACACGUGUUACGUGCUGUCCUUCGCCGUCAUCAUGCUGAACACCAGCUUGCACAACCCCAAUGUGAAGGACAAACCCUCCGUUCAGAGAUUUACAGCGAUGAACCGAGGGAUUAACGACGGAGGAGACCUGCCAGAGGAGCUUCUCCGGAACCUGUUCGAAAGCAUCAAGAAUGAGCCCUUCAAGAUCCCAGAGGAUGACGGCAACGACCUCACGCACACCUUCUUCAAUCCUGACCGAGAGGGCUGGCUGCUCAAACUCGGUGGCCGAGUGAAGACCUGGAAGAGGCGGUGGUUUAUUCUCACAGACAACUGCCUUUAUUACUUUGAAUUUACAACUGACAAAGAACCCAGAGGGAUUAUCCCUCUGGAAAACCUGAGCAUCAGAGAAGUGGACGACUCCAAGAAACCGAACUGCUUCGAGCUCUUCAUCCCGGACCACAGAGAUCAGGUGAUCAAGGCCUGCAAGACGGAGGCGGACGGCCGCGUGGUGGAGGGCAACCACACCUUUUACAGAAUCUCUGCCCCCACCGCCGAGGAGAAGGACGAGUGGAUCAACAGCAUCAAAGCCGCCAUUAGCAAGGACCCCUUCUACGAGAUGUUGGCCGCCCGCAAGAAGAAGGUUUCCUCCAUGAAGGGCGUGUAGAGCGUGCUAACAGGUUUGACUGAUUGCUGCAGCUGGAAAAAUGGACCUGAAGUUGAGAUGUAAAAGAACCACAGUCUGACAACUAUUACACAUUUUAGCGACAGCAGCACUUUCAUUUCCCAGCUGCAAAAUCAACUACAUUUCCUGUUUUUUGUUGUUUUUUUGUUAACCCCCACCACCACCACCAAUGUUAAGAGAACCACUUCCUCAGGGUUUGUUGCUUCUCCAGGUGAGAAGCUGACAUCUGGUAAAAGACGACACAAGUAGAAUUCAAGUCAGAGGCUGGAAAUUCAAAUGCUAAACGUGAGCGUUCGUUAACCGCAGAAUUGGUUUUUUUUUUCCUCCAUGCAUUUAAAGCACAUUUAGUGGCAAUGAAGCUUUUCUGUUGAUAUUUAUUUGUCAUUAUUUAUUGUUUUGUGUGUCUCAUUAAAAGUUUACAAACAGUCAAAGCUCUUCUGUUGGCUUU